Messenger RNA from Trichoderma virens Gv29-8, 1993 nucleotides. RefSeq lists its product as uncharacterized. Gene Ontology annotation, biological process: regulation of DNA-templated transcription. NCBI's taxonomy places the organism in Eukaryota, Fungi, Ascomycota, Sordariomycetes, Hypocreales, Hypocreaceae. The record is from RefSeq and is a predicted model, not a curated record. The transcript is spliced from 6 exons. The coding region runs from base 1 to 1758 and encodes 585 amino acids. Gene Ontology annotation, molecular function: DNA-binding transcription factor activity, RNA polymerase II-specific; zinc ion binding.
AUGGUCUAUCAAGGCAAGCCCUCGAGGGGCUGUCAGAUGUGCCGUACUCGCCGCAUCAAGUGUGAUGAGACAAAGCCCACAUGCAAGCAGUGUGCCAAGUCUCGCCGGCAAUGCCCCGGAUACAGAGAUGAGUUCGACCUGGUGUUUCGUAACGAGACCCAGGCGACGGAGAAGAGAGCGCAGCGGGCAUCAAAAAAAGCUUUGGCGCAAAGGAUGACCAAAUUCGCCCCCGGGUCUACGCCAGAGCCAUCAUCUCCCAACGGUGAACAUUCGUCUGCAAAUCCCACCUUUAUGGAUUUGGACGGCCAGGUCACUUGCCAUUUCCUCUCCAACUAUGUCCUCAUUCCCCGGCAGGGCAACGGACGCGGGUUCCUCGAGUACGUAGUGCCAUUGCUGAGGGCAGAAGAGGUGGCCCCUCACUUCAAGGCCGCUUUUGAUGCUUGUGCCAUGGCUAGUUUUGCCAAUACCCGCGGAGAUGAGCUUCUGGUGGAACGCGCCCUGCGCAUCCACUCAAAGGCAUUGGGGGCUAUAAACAUAGCCUUGAAUAACCCAGACACCAUCAAGCAGGAUUCCACACUGGCGGCAAUCCUCUUGCUGGGGCUUUUUGAAAACAUCACAACUAGAAACCUGGGCAUGCUAGCUUGGGGACCUCAUAUCCGUGCGGCGAUCCAGCUUGUUAGGAAACGGGGCCGCAAGCAACUCCGGACCAAAAUCGGAGUCUCCUUGUUCAUAGCAGUGCGAACCCAAAUGAUUGUCCACACGCUCAGUACUGCGAAGCCACCCCUAAUGCAGGCAGAGUGGUGGAUCAAUUCAGAUGCUGUCCGGGAUACGUAUGCUUCUCAGUGUCAGAGGCUCGGCAUUCGCACCGGAGAGAUUAGGGCAGAGGUAAACCGGCUCAUGAGCCAGCUCCCUCGAAACAUGGAGAGCGUUGAAGCUAUGAAAGACAUGAUCAGACAAGCUCGGGAGGUGGACUUUGAAUGCGUCCGGUGGGCGGAGACGGUCCCGGACGAUUUUCGAUACCGGACGAUCCUCUGGCAAGACGAAAUUCCCGAUGCCGACUACAGUCAGCUGGAAGUAUUCCCAGGCCGCGUCGAUGCCUAUCCAGAUUUGUGGGUGGCCAGUCUAUGGGGCAUGAUGCGAGUAUCACGAAUCAUCUUGGCGUCAAUCGUGAUCCGGUGCGCUGCCUGGGUCUGUUCACCUGUUGACUACCGCACGGCGCCAGAGUAUGCCACAGCAAGAAGAAUAUGCGUGGAGAAUAUUACCGAUAUCAUAGCUUCGGUACCCUAUCAGCUCGGGUGGUUUAGCACGCGCAAGCACCUAUUUCAGCAAGACAGCCUUUCUGGGUUUGCUUGCGGUGAAGACGACACCUACAAAAGCCUGUCUGGAUACUUCCUAACGUGGCCGCUGGCCUGUAUUCAAGGACAAGACUACGUGACUGAGGACCAGCGGACAUGGGCCCGUGGACGGCUCACCUACAUCGGGAAGCAUCUUGGUGUCUCGUACGCUAUCAUGCUGACUCAACUCCAAUAUCGGACUCCUUCCAUGCUCAUCAGAAUGGAUGGCACAAUGUCCAACAGUCCGUCUGUCAACGUCGAGAAGCUUCUCUCCAUGAAAGUCGCAAAGCCGUCCGAAGGUCUAUCCACUAUGCCUAUGCCGUCGCAGUUGUUCCGGCAGCAGACGUUCCAGGGUCAGCCGACUGUACUGUUGACGCAGCACGCUAUUUCGACGUACGAUGAUACAAGUCCGGAAGGGGAUUGAGGUCCAGGACAACGCAGACCAGUCUCGUUUGGAAUUUCAGAAGGCGCAUGUAUCGGACAAUCAAUCAAGAAAGGGGUGAGGUUAGGCGCACAGGCUCGGAACAUGCCAUACUUGGACUUGGCAGUGUCAUCAUAUUGCUUUUAUUUGGGGGGAUUAUUGGUGUGGGUGCAUAUAACAUAGAGAGUGUUACAUUAUAGGAUACGUAUGACGGCCUCUUAGAUGUCUUGUUCAAUCC